AUGGCUAAGCCUGAGAUUGCAGUGCCUAGAAAAAUUAGAGAAAGUACGAGGCUUUAUCCGUAUUUUAAGGAUUGUGUUGGAGCUAUUGAUGAUACACAUAUCUUUGCAAUGGUAUCACAAAAAAAAAUGCCUUCUUUUCGUAACAGAAAAGGUGAUAUAUCGCAAAAUAUGUUGGCUGCUUGUAAUUUUGAUGUCGAAUUCAUGUAUGUGCUUAGUGGAUGGGAAGGUUCAGCUCAUGACUCAAAAGUAUUAAAUGAUGCUUUGACAAGGAACAGUAAUCGACUACCAGUUCCAGAAGAAGACGAAAGUGCAGAAGAAGUUGUCGAAGAAGUUAAUGACAAUAAUGAUGAAGUUCUUACAACCCAAGAUCAACAGAGAGAAUAUGCCAAUCAGUGGAGAGAAACAAUAGCAUCAAACAUGUGGAACAAUUCAAUUGAGAAUUCAUAG
Arabidopsis thaliana (thale cress) is the source of this 447-nucleotide messenger RNA. Its product is annotated as nuclease. NCBI's taxonomy places the organism in Eukaryota, Viridiplantae, Streptophyta, Magnoliopsida, Brassicales, Brassicaceae. The transcript has 3 exons. Gene Ontology annotation, cellular component: nucleus. The record is from RefSeq and is marked reviewed. Bases 1 to 447 code for a protein of 148 amino acids.